UCGAGUUGUCUGCAUACUGUUGCAUGAAUAUUCAUAAGCUCCUUUUCGAAGUCAGAGACAGAGCAGAGACGGAUAAGAUAACAUAAUAUCAUGUUCAUGGCCCAUGAUUUUGAAGACUUAACCUUUGCCUUGUUGAUGACAUCAUAAUGCACUCCCAGCAUCCCCCACCAGAUCAACGACCUGAGAGGCCCCCCUACAACCCUCAGCUCUCCUUAGGACCUUACUCAAGGCCUCCCCCUCCAGGAGGACCAGGUCCUGUGAGCUUUGGUCAGAAUCAGGUCCAGAGACCCAGAGGACCACCUUUAGGACCACCCUUAGGACCUCAUCCGGGAUCCCAAGGACCUUUGUUUGGACAUCAAGGACAGUAUCCUCCUCCAUCUGGAGUGCCUCCAAAUUGGCAUGGAGACCGACCUCCACCAGGCAGAGGAGACAUAGCUUUCCCUCAUAGGCCUCCACCUCAGUUACCACCCUUUACAGGGCCACCACCCCAUUUGCCCUUCCCGAAUGGCCCACCUCCUGGGCCUAGGAUGCAAAUUCCACCCCCUGGAGGGGAUUUUAGAAUGAGACCACCACCCCCAUUUCACACCCAGAGACUCCCUAAUGCACCCCACUUGCCACCACCUCCAUUGGACUUCUGCAAUCGUCCAGGAAACCCAGGGAUACCGCCAACAGGAUUCGAUCAUCCAGGGGAUCGACAGGCGGGCCAAGGUCUUCAAGGGCCAAGAGACCAGUGUGUUCCGGGUGCUUCUCAUCAAGACCACCAAUUUCUGCAACCGGAUGCCGUUCCGUCAUUCAGAGACAGAGUCUCAAGUCAGCAAGCCUCAUCCUCCCUGGAUUCUCCACAUGAACAUCACAGGGGAUCACAAAGACCACAGGACUCCUCAAGGCAUCAGGGGUAUGGUGCAGAUGAAAAAGGUCCAAGAUUUAGAGAUCUUGGGGAAUACCAAAAGACAUACACAGACUCUAGAUCUUCAGACUGUGAUAGAAAAAGGCCUGCAGAUGAUCAUAAUCGAAGAGACAGAGAAGGGUUUGGAAAGGACGCAUCUAGAGAUCAGUUAGCUAGAGACAGCAGAGGUUCAGAUUCCAGAGAUCAUUCUCGUCGGCAAAGAGACAGGUCCAGGGAAAGAACAUCGAGGAGAGAGAGGUCACGAUCUCCCAGACAAGGUCGUCGUGGAGACAGAGGCAGAACGAGGGAGAAAAGUCCGUCCAGAGAGAAUAGCUCAAGGAGAGACCAAUCAACAGGUGGUUCUAGCAGCAAAGAAAGAUCCAGAUCACCUAGAAGGCAUGAGAGUUCCUCAAGGGAAAGAGGUUCACACAGGAGCAGCAGCCCUCAGAGGUCUAAAUCAAGGAGGGCCGAAGGUCAUGACCUGCAGGAUAGCAAAAGAUCUCGAAGCCCUUCUAGGGAUCAAAGACCUCGAAGCCCUUCUAGGGAUCAAAGACCCAGGGAGAGAGAGGGAUCAUUGCAAAGGCAUAGCAGUAGGAAACCUGAAGGGCAAAUCACAGAUCCCAGCAAAACCUGCCAGCGAUGGAAUGAUCUGGAGAGAGAACUGCGAGAGGAAGAACUUGAGGAGAAUGAUGAGGAUAAGGAUCCCCUUGAAGAUUCUGACCCUGAGGAGUGGGGUACAGAUGACACCCCUUGGAUCCAAUGCUCCCCAAGAGAGAACUUCUACUCUAUUAAUCCCAGUGAUCAAAUUAGUGCUAGUUCUGUAGCUGGUACUGAGAAACUGAAGGAACUCUUGAAACGGUUUGAGGCAGAAAUCAUUGAGCGAGGACCUCGUGUCAGAGCCAAACAGCCACAGCCAGAGGAGAAGAAACCAGAACUCCAUUGGCACGUCCAUUCUCAUGGCCACCACUCAGCAAGCGAGAGUAGCGAUAGUGAAUCUGAUUCGGACACCUCGUCUGGCGAGGAGGACAAAGAUUAUGAUUUCCGCAUCUCAUGUCUGGAGAACAGAGCUAAUCAUCCAUGGCGGCUGGCUGAGAAUCUAUGGUUCAAUCAACCAGGAGAGAUGAAUGAUGGUCCUCUGUGCAAAUGUAGCAUCAAACAGAAAAAGUCAGGCAUCAGGCAUAACAUCUUCCCAGGAGAGAAACCUGUUCCAAUCUGUGAGCAACAUACCAACAAUGCAUCCAAACUACAUCACUACAGAGUCACCAUCUCCCCUACUACAAACUUCCUUACCACGACUCAGACGGUCAUUGUCUUUGACAAACGAGAAUACAUCUUUGAAGGAUUCUCUCUCUUCUCGCAUCACUCUUUGGAUGAAGUACCCGAAUGUAAGGUGGUCCGCUUUGGCCGGGAGUACACCCUUCACUUCUUCCCAGAGCCUCUGCCUGAGCACUUUACGGUGAAAGGCUUGGAUUUAUUUGCAAGGUUCUUGUUUGAGGAAAUCCUGGAACUUUGGGAUUUUGAUUUUAAAGGAAAAGAGAAUGGAUGCCAUCACUUCCAUUUCAUGCCUCGCUUUGCCCGCCUCCUUCCCAACAACGGCAAGGAGAUCCUCUCCAUGCACCACGUGAUCCAGUACCUGAUCCGCAGUAACAAGCCCAUCAUAGAUCCGGCCAAGCUGGACGACUGGCUGGCGGUCAGCGAGACCGCUUGGCAGAGAUAUGUGGAUAAGCUUCAGCAUAUGAUUGCCACACGCCCAGGGAAGAAACCGUCAUCGAUACGCAUUGAUCAGCUUGACCGAGAUCAGAUGAAUCCAGAUAAGAAGACCUUUCCUGUCGUCGUUCAUUUUGGUGUCCGUCCUGCCCAACUCUCUUACAUUGGAGACCCUAACUAUCGUAAGCUGCUCAAGUCCUUCACCCGUUUGCGUCACCUCCUGCUGAACAAGCCCAGAGUGACUGAAGCUGAUAAGGAGAAGCUGGCUGAGAAAGAGGCCAAACUGCAGAGAAUCCGCGUCCAGGGAAGCAGGGUGCGGGAGGUCACCGCGGAGGUCAGCAGUGAACACAUGCUAGCCACUGGUGUAGGAGUUGAUAUAUGUCAGCAUGCCCUGAUGCUUCCAGUUCUUGUCAAUCAUCUACGCUACUUUGCCUGUCUCAACAGCCUCUAUCAGGUCCUGGGCUAUAAGUUCCAGGAUCCCAUGUUGCUAAGGUUUGCAAUGACACAUCCGUCUUACAAGCUGUACUUUGGGACCACACCCGACCACGUGCGGAACUCUCUUUACAACUGUGGAAUCCGCUGUAGACAGGAUCAUACAGAACACAAGAAGGUGCUUGCCAAGGAAAGAAAGAAAGGAAUUAAUCAGCUGUAUCGCAUUAUGUCCCUGAUGGCUUCCAAUGAUGAACUACCAUCCCACAUCAAGAAUUACGAGCGUCUUGAGUUCCUAGGGGAUGCUGUGAUUGAGUUCAUAUCCAGCACCCACCUCUAUCACCUCUUCCCAGACCUUGAAGAAGGUGGUCUAGCCACCUACCGUAUGGCUCUGGUCCAGAACCAACAUCUCUCAGUCCUAGCAAAGAAACUUGAGCUGGACAAGUACAUGCUCUAUGCACACGGGCCUGACCUCUGCCGACCUUACGACCUUCGACACGCCAUGGCCAACUGCUUGGAGGCAGUCAUGGGAGCAAUAUAUCUGGAGGCGGGGCUGGAUCUAUGUCGGAAAAUCUUUGGCAAACUGCUCUUUGAGGAAGAAUAUCUUCAAACUAUCUGGCUUAAUCAUCCUAAGGACCCUCUGCAGGCUGAUUUUCCUGAAACAGACAGGCACUUGAUCAAGAAUUCAGAAGUGCUGCAGAAACUGACAGUAUUUGAAGGGGACACAGGGAUGCGCUUCACGCACAUUCGACUUCUCGCCAGAGCGUUCACCCAGAGGACUGUGGGAUAUACCAAUUUGACCAUGGGUUCCAACCAGAGACUUGAGUUCCUUGGAGAUUCCGUGCUACAGCUUGUUGUCUCCUCAUACCUCUACAAGCAUUUCCCCAAUCAUCAUGAAGGACACUUAUCGCUCUUGAGGAGUUCUCUGGUCAACAACAAGACCCAGUCCAUCAUAGCCCAGGACCUGGGACUCGUUGAGUACAUCAUAGAGCCCAAGACCAGGUCCAGGAAUGAGAACAACAUUCCUAUGAAGAUCAUGGCUGAUCUUGUAGAAGCCCUGAUUGGUGCUAUGUAUGUGGACCAUGGACUAGAAGUUGUUUCUACAUUUUGCAGUGUUGUCUUCUAUCCCAGACUGAAGGACUUCAUCCAGACACAGCACUGGAACGAUGCUAAGUCCCAGCUCCAGCAGUGCUGCCUGACUCUACGGGUGGAAGGUCAAGAACCGGACGUUCCAAACUAUAAGGUCAUCGGCCAGAGCGGGCCAACAAAUUCUCGCCAGUACUCUGUGGCUGUAUACUUCAAAUCCAAGCGAAUGUCGACAGGGACGGCCUCAAAUAUCCGGGAUGCUGAGAUGGAGGCAGCGAAGAACGCCUUGAGGAAGGGGAACUUCCCGCAUCUCUGGUUCCAGCGGAAGUGUGUGAUGUUGCGGAAGCAGAGGGAGGCCAUGAGAGAGGAGGAGAAGAUGAAGGAAGAUGAGGAAAGAAGGGGCAAGGGAGAGGAGAAAGAAGGAGAGAAUGGAGUGAAGAGAGGGGGUAGUGAUUCGAGGGGCAGGAGGGACGAUGGAAGGAUGGAUUCCUCAAGAGGUGAAGGAAGGAGAGAUGAAAGGAGGAGGGAUGAAGGAAGAAGAGAUGAUGGAAGGAGAGAUGAUGGAAGAAGAGAUGAUGGAAGAAGAGAUGACAGGAGAAGGGAAGAUAGGAGAGAUGAAAGAAGGAAAGAGGAGGGAAGGAGAGAUGACAAAAGAAGAGAAGAAAGAAGUAGAGAUGAAGGUAGGAUGGGGGAAAGAAGAGAUGAAAGAAGAAAUGAAAGAAGAGAUGAUGAAAGGAGAGAUGAAAAAAGUAGAGAUGAAAGAAAGAGAGAUGAAAGGAGAAGAGAUGACAGAAAAGAUGGGGAAGAUAGACUCAGGCGCGAGAGAGACCGCACUCUCUCUUCAAGAGAUGUCAAAAACAGAGAUGAAGAGAGGAGUAGAAAUGAUCAGGAAAAGAAAGAAGAUGUAAGGAAGGAGGGAGGACUUCCAAAUGAACCAACAGGCAGAAGGAGAGAUGAGAUUAGUCAAGAGAGAAGAAAAGAGGGAGACAAGUCUAAAAGAGAAGAGGGUAACAAUCCAAGAAGAGAAAGUCAAACGAAUACAACCUUGAAUGAAGGAGUAAGAAAUGAAGAAAGAAAAGAUUGUAGAUGAUGAAAGAGGGUAAAAGGUACCAUAAGUCCAGUACUCGGAAUGAAAAGUGCAGAGGUUUCAAAAGGUGUGAAAUGAUUGUGUCUUAAAUACGAAGAAACAGGACUAUUUUCAAAUGUUGUUUGUCUAGGAUGUGCAAAAAAAUCAUGGACAUUAAAACUUAUUUGUAAUUCAAAGACGGGAGAGAAGGAUUUACUUAUUUUUGUACAUUCAUUUGAAAGUGAUGCAGCUCUAAAUUUACUGAAUUUUUUGUUAUGUUCAGGGAAUAAGUUCAAAAUAUUGCCCUCCUGGGCCCGUUGCAUAAAACGUACCAUUGAUGGUAAAUUUGCCAUCAAUGGCAACUACCAUGAUGACAGGGCUCAACAGCCAAUCAAAAUCAAGGUUUCCAUGGUAACUUACCAUUGAUGGCAAAGUUACCAUCAAUGUUAAGUUUUGUUCUAUGGGGCCCUAAGGUAAGACUGGACUACCUUCCAUUAAUUUUGCCUUUCAUCAACCAACUGAAAAAGUUUAAUCACCAUUCAACUUGGUCAUCUUGAAUAUUUAUGACUGCUUGAUGAUUUCUGAUUUCUUGUGAAUGUAUUUGUUGCAUAACUUUUUUAAUAAUGCAAAUGCAAAUGUGAUAAUAAUAUUAUUUGGGGAGAACAUGUAAUAUAGAAAACUCAAAUAUUUGCAACAAUAUAUGCCAGUUUAUAUAUAUGCUUUGAAUUGCAGCUCAAACAUGCCUUGCAUUUUAUGUACCUGUAUCUUUUGUGCCUGUCAGUAAUAUGUAAAUUGCAGUCUUCGCAAUUGACAUGUGCAAUAAUCAUUUUCUCCACUUUUUUUUCUGAACUGGUGCAAAAUCCUAUAAGUACUACAAGUAUGCAAGAUUUGGACCUCCUUAAAUAACAAAGCUCAGCUGUGGUAUAGCUGUGAAUACAGACCGGCUAGAUUUCAUAUCACAAAGCUAGAAUAAUGAAAAUCUGUGAAGUGUUACAAAAAUAUACAUGAACAGUAUUAAUUUUGAACUUUCAAAACUACCAUAUUUACAUGUAGUUAAGAUUAUUUUGUAAUGUCUCUACGUUUGUCAAGUAAACAAGUCAUGUAUGAGACUUUGAUGCAUGAGAGUUGGACUUUAGUCUUUUUUGCAAGAUAAAUAAACAAAACCAGCCAGGUUA
Messenger RNA from Strongylocentrotus purpuratus (purple sea urchin), 6349 nucleotides. It is a transcript of the gene drosha, whose product is annotated as ribonuclease 3. The transcript has 24 exons. Gene Ontology annotation, biological process: primary miRNA processing; rRNA processing; regulation of gene expression. Gene Ontology annotation, molecular function: ribonuclease III activity; double-stranded RNA binding. Gene Ontology annotation, cellular component: nucleus. The record is from RefSeq and is a predicted model, not a curated record. Bases 147 to 5198 code for a protein of 1683 amino acids. NCBI's taxonomy places the organism in Eukaryota, Metazoa, Echinodermata, Echinoidea, Camarodonta, Strongylocentrotidae.